GUCUGCUUUCAUCCGGUAUCAGCUGAUCAAUAUGCGAAUGAACCGAUAUUUCAAGAAAUCCUCCAAAAUUCGCAAAAUUGAGGAGUUCGUCUGCUCGUGCAAACUGGGAGACUGGUUUGUUUUGUAUCAGCUCAGUAAAAAUUUGAACAGACCGUUCUUCAUGGACUUCUUGACAGCGCUUUCUGUCAGAUAUACAGACAAGAAUCAGUGUGCUGAGGACCCAGAGGAAACCGGAGGAGACAACCUGGUGACAAUGUUGUUGAAGCCCUCCUACACGACCCAGGACUCUACGAAGGAGCCCGGAAAGAAGGGGGAUAACGAUGAUGAUGACGAUGAAUAGGGGGACGGGGGUGGGGAGAAGGAGGAAAAGGAGGAUAAGUGCCUUGAUAGAUCUAGAUCCAAGAAGUUAACUAGAGAUAUAAAUGUUAAAGAAGAAACGGAACCAUCUCUACUUCGACCUUCCUCAUCGCCUGAAUCUGGGUUGAAUCUAGAGAGGAUUGGAAGAUUGGAGAGAAUGGAUAAAAUGAGAAGGAGUAGAAGAAAGGAACUAGGAGAUCAGAGAACCGGGAAUAUAAGGAAACAUACAGCAUAAAGAUUAUCCCAGCCAUCUUUCUUCCCACCCGGGGCCUUGCAAAAAACAGAAACAGAAAGGAGUCACAUUUUAUUAGAAUUUAGUUUCAGGGGUCCACAAUCAACAAUUUAACAGAAACAUAUUGUGGUGCCCUUGAUCCAUAGAUAACACAGAUAGGACCAGGGAUCUUGUAUUUACAUCAGUUUUAUAAAUUUUAUUAUAUUUUACUCAAUUGAAUUUAACUAAUUAUUCGCUGAGGGGGUCAAAUGUUCAUACUUUUCUCAAAAAUUAUAAUUUUGCUAAGAAAUAUUAUUAAAAAGAACUUAAGUCAUUCCUAAAAUGGCUUGGUACAUGAUGUUUCACAUCCAAGAGGUUUUAAAGCAUCAAAAGUUACAAAAAAGAAACAACUAUAACUAUCUCUCUGUGUUGUCUGUGUCAGUUAAAGAUUGUAAGUAUUAAAUAAUUCCAAAGAUAUUGUUUUAUUAUUCAUUCAGAACGUAACACUAAACAAACUACUACGCUUUAAUAUAUAUUUAGCCGAUACUAGGCUUCUGUGGCCAGGAACCAGGAUUUAUGAAUUGCGAAAAGAAGCUUAACCGCGUACACGUAGUUCAACCACUUCUCAUCAAGCUAAAGCGCUACGGGGUUAAUACCACAUUUACGCGGUUCAACAAUUUAUCGCUAGUCACUAAUUCUGGUAUUCUGGUAAAUAAUUUUAAAUCUUGCAUUUCCCUUUCGAUAUAUUCAUCCAACAAUUUGUAAAAAUAACCUGCGCAAAAUAUACAGGAAUGUAUAUUUUUAAAGAAUUAAGACCCCCCACCCCCUUUAAGUCAAGAGUAACCACAAUUCAAGCUUCAAGCCUAGUCCGGUGUGGAAAUUUAUCUAUGUAUCCAGCUUAUUAAGGCAUUUUAAGCUAAGAUAUUUUAAACAUUUUAAGCCUAACAACUAGAAAUUUUCAUCUUCAGUCAAUUUAAUUUUUGAAUAUGUGUAAUAACAUUAAAGUUUGUUUGAUUUUUGAAAUUGUAUUUGUUUAUCAUAUGUAUCUCUUAGUUUGCCAUUGUUAUGAUUAAAUCUGUCUUGUUUAUAUGUAUAAACCGGUUUAUUUGUUAUUGUUUAUACCUCUUGUUAACUCAAUAAACAUACGUAAAAAAG
This is a messenger RNA of Eurytemora carolleeae, 1723 nucleotides long. RefSeq names its product innexin inx2. Gene Ontology annotation, cellular component: plasma membrane; gap junction. The record is from RefSeq and is a predicted model, not a curated record. Gene Ontology annotation, biological process: phototransduction. Gene Ontology annotation, molecular function: gap junction channel activity. Lineage: Eukaryota; Metazoa; Arthropoda; Copepoda; Calanoida; Temoridae.